GUGUAGGUUGGGGAACGAGUCACAACAGUCAGUUUAUGUCUUUGUUGAAAAUAGUGAAGAACUUCAAAGAGAAGUUCUUGCAUCCUUGAUUGAUUACGAAAAUCACAAGUGCCUGAUGGAUAACAAUCCUUCAUCUAUUGGAGAUAGACAAACAGAAAAAAUGGAGGACGUUCCCGUGGCGUUCGACAAGUUCCGUCUGUCAGUCCUCCUGAAGGCCGUGUCAAUCUCCCCCUCAGUAGACGGGACCACCCUGGGCCCCAACUCGUCCCCUCCGCGCAGUUCCCCCCAGGAGAACCCCUCCGAGAACAAUCAGAACUCCGCGAACAUCAGUCCCCCGAGGCCCUCAAAGUCCCCAGGCGCAAAACCAAAGCCCUCCACCUUCUCAAUCGAGAAAAUCCUCUACGAGAAUGAGCUCCAGCGCCGCGAGGAGGUCCUCAAGGCAGUGAACAGACGAAAGAAGGACAUGGAGGCCUUCCAGGAGAGGCUCCAGCGGGAGAAGGAGGUCAUGCUGGUGGAGCUGGCGGCCAAGAGAGAACGCGAAAUGGCGGCUGAGAAGGCGAAGCAAGAGGCAGAAGAGAGGCGUUUUGCCCAGCAAGACGAGCUCAAACGUCGCCACGAGGCACAGCUGCAGGCGCAGCGGCUCCAGGAGAGGCAGGAGAAGCUCAAGAGGGAGACCGAUGAGCACAGGAGACUCAAGGAACACGAGGAGUGCCUGGAGAAGAUAGUCUCCUGCCGAGGAAAAUUCACUGAGAGCUACACGGAAAUUGGUCGACUGGCAACAUCACUCAUCAAGAAUAAGAAUCUCAUUGGGCAGGUGGUGGGGCCUUUCACGAGCAAGUUGAAGGAGUUCAGCACGAGGAUUGAUGGCAUCAUCGAGGGGGGAAAGACUGGGGGAUUGACGAGAAACGAGGUGAAUGAUGUGGAGAGUGUGCUGCGUGAGGCGGAGGAGAUUUUCACGGCUUGCAGGGCUGAGGUCACCAGGAUCAACGAUGAAUGCUUGAGGAGGGAGCAGGAGAUGCUGGCACAAAAUACGGCUAGUGGGGGUCAUGGGGCGCCUGAUGGAGUACCUCGUGCAGCGCCUGAUGGGGUGGAUGGGAGACAAUUGGAGAAGAGUACCGAGGGGAGUUCCAAUAAUGAACCGGUGGAGGCGCCACGAGCGCCCGAGGGGAAUCCCAGGGGCUUGGAGGAGAGCGUCGCUGUGAAGGGGAUACAGGUGUAUUUGAACUCCAAGAGCUACCUGGAGAGGUACAGGGGGGCCUUCAGGCAGCUCGAGGAGGUCGAUCCCGACAGGAGGUACAGGAUGGACUGCGAGAAGAAGCUCAAUAUUCUUGUCAAGGGCAUAUCCCAAAAUUUUUCUUCUUUGAAGGAGAUUGUUAGGAAGUUUGGGAGGAACUUCGAAGGGAAGGGACCUGCCGAGCUGGCGUUUGUGAAGAAUUGCGUGGCUGAGACCAUUGUGGAUGAAGUUAAAGACUUUGCGGAGCAGAAAUUCGGGAGAAUCUACGCACUGGCAGCAGUGGUGGUAUCUCUGUGGUCUCAAUACCCAGACUUUGGGGAUCUAGUUCUCUCGUAUCUCCACAUUCACUGUCCCUACAUUAUCCCAGUGGUGAUGCCUCGUUUUCAGGGACAGAGUGACGAGAAUUUUUACAGUAGUCGAGGUUACACAUACUCGAAUGGAGUCAGAGAGCACGAGGAGGCGUUUCUGAAGAGGAUGGAAAAAUUCAUGAGGUUCUAUGCUGCUAUUAUUAUAACGAAACUGCCGAAAGGCAGCAUUCCGAGGCAUCCUCAUGGAUUGGCGAAUGCCUGGAGGUGGUUGGCUACUAUUUUGAAUGCUCAGCCACGUCAGGACGCCAUUGAAAUCUACCCCAGGCUCAUCAAGGUCUUCUUGGAGUCCACUGGACAUGCCAUGCUGCAGUGGUAUCCAACACAGUUCAGGAAGCUGCUUAGGGUUGUCGCUGAGGACUAUUGCUCGUUGCUGGCGCAACGUGCGGACGAUGCCAAUGCACCUGUUGACGUCUUGAAACAGCAGCAUGUUGCUAUUACACUGUUGAAGCGUUUUGUGACUGAUGUUAUUGCUAAGGACUCGAUACCUCCACCUGAUGGACAACUCUCUGGGAACUUUUGGUGAGGGACUUCAGGGAGAAGUGGUGGAAUGAGAUGGACAUUCAGGGGAUGUCAAUGUUUGGUUGAGAAAGGUUUUCUUUUUGUUGAUAUUGAUAUUAUUUUUAGAAAGGUGACACGGGAAUCAUUGAUGUAGGAAGAUUUUGGGUCUUUUUGGUUGGGCAUUUAUCUUAGAGAAGAGGGUGGAGGGAUUUUUGAGAGCUGAAGAAACUCUGAAAAAAAAACAACUUUGAAGCUCUUUUUUUGAAUCUAAUUCAGACAUCUUUCUUGAAAGUUCGGGUUUGACAUUUUUUGCUAUUCUACAUUUAUCUCUGAUGUGAGAAUUUUUUAAAUGAAUAUGAAGAUGUUUUAUAGCUUAAGUCCUUUACAAGAAAAAAAAUGACAUCGAAAUAACUCAGCAUUAGGAAAUUGUGUUUUUCAUGGAGUCGUGACAGAUCGGAUUUUUGUUUUUUCUUGAUUGCGGAUUCAUCUUCGAAAUGAGUAAUUUGAGGAGGAAAUGAGGAGAUUUGUUUUUUCUAGCUGAUGAAUUAUUCUACACAAGGGCCCAUUGACAUUCUCUUUUAAAUGCACUCAUUAUCGAGAUAAUUCUACAAUGAAGAAGAUAUAUUGAAUUCACAACUGGAUUUAAAUUCUCAUAAAAUAAUUCAAUGAAGAUUUAAAUCAACAGACUUUAGAAAUUGAAAAACCAUUUUUGUAGCUGAGGAAAUUCUUUACAAAAAAUGUCUUCCAAAAUUUGCCUAAAAACACUCAUUAUCGAUAUAAUUAAAAAAUCGUAACGAUAAAUUGAUUCGUUACAUAAAAAAAUAGUCCCCAACGUCUGCCUUCAGCCAUCUGAUAUCGAAAUAAUGCAAUAUUAAAAACACGUGGUAUUUUUUUGGAUGUUCUCACCACUUCACCACUGAAUUCUCUUACCAAACCAUCAGACCCAAUCAACUUGACAUCCCUGAACAGUGCAGAUGUGAAACGAGGAUGAUUUCAAAAUUUAGGAAAUAAAUUGAUUGAAUGGACAAUUGUAUGUAUUUUCGACAUUUUUUAUUUAGACUAAUAGUGAAAAAUAAAGAAUUAACUGUUAAAAAAACAUGUACUAUGGAUAAAUCGGUAUUUUAAGAUAUUUUUACACUUCCAUCCUUCAACAGGAACACUCAGAUAACAGGUAUUUUGUUCAUUUUUUUAAAUGCACAGGGUAUUUGCGCAAUGCAGCAUUUGGAACAAUUCGCAAUUUUAGUCAGAACUGAGGAAAAAUUAGUAUCCAAUGGAAAAUAAAUCCUCAGUGAACUGGUGAAACUUUUUUGGUGGAUCUAGAGGUGACACAAAAAGUUUCGUGAUGACUUUUCUGUAGCUUUCAAUCCCCUCUCCUAGAAAAAUUCCCACGAAAAUUUUCCCAUCCCCUCAGAUUUUGAAACAUUAAAAAAUCAUUGGGUCAGUUUUUCAUCUCGUUUCACCAAUUCACUACUCUACUCUCCCAGAAAAUCUAAACUCAUUAAAUUCAGUGAACUCUAUCCUCAUUAGUGUUACGUAACACCAAGUGCCAACAUGACAGUGGCAAUGAUGGCAGCCAUAAAUUCCCGA
This is a messenger RNA of Diachasma alloeum, 3687 nucleotides long. RefSeq names its product nucleoporin GLE1 (gene Gle1). The record is from RefSeq and is a predicted model, not a curated record. NCBI's taxonomy places the organism in Eukaryota, Metazoa, Arthropoda, Insecta, Hymenoptera, Braconidae. Gene Ontology annotation, molecular function: inositol hexakisphosphate binding; phospholipid binding; translation initiation factor binding. Bases 116 to 2125 code for a protein of 669 amino acids. Gene Ontology annotation, cellular component: nuclear pore; nuclear pore cytoplasmic filaments; cytoplasm. Gene Ontology annotation, biological process: poly(A)+ mRNA export from nucleus; regulation of translational termination; regulation of translational initiation. The transcript has 3 exons.